Megalopta genalis is the source of this 3627-nucleotide messenger RNA. It is a transcript of the gene Tbc1d22, whose product is annotated as TBC1 domain family member 22. Gene Ontology annotation, molecular function: GTPase activator activity. NCBI's taxonomy places the organism in Eukaryota, Metazoa, Arthropoda, Insecta, Hymenoptera, Halictidae. Gene Ontology annotation, biological process: activation of GTPase activity. The record is from RefSeq and is a predicted model, not a curated record.
ACCAGUAAAUAGCUUGUCAUACGUCAAAAACAGUGAACGUUUACCACAGAAGGUUUAGCCGUUGCGUAUUACAUGUAGAUUCGGUAAAUUUAGAAGCCAAUCGUCUUUUAAUCGCAUACUCACGUUGCAUGAUCAUUUCCUUAAAAAAUCUUCACUGUCCCGGACGCGCUACGGGGACAGAAACUAGUUGUCUCAUAUGUGCAGUAAUUCAUAAUCCUGAAAGCUGUAGAACGAUUUAAAUACUUCUGUAACUUCCUCAACGUUCACGUAAUUACACAAUUACGUAAAUAUUUUCGUCCAUUAGAAUAUUAUACUCCUGUUUUCUUUCUGUUUAUUGUGAUCCAGCUACUUAGUCUUAUGACGUGUAACAUAACCUACUUAUAACAAACGAUAGCAAGGUCUACAAGUACGCGUAGUAUUACCUUCUUUAACAGUUAUUUUCGAGUAUCUUUUUACCGCGAAGUUGAUGGUACACGUUUAGGUUCAAUCGUCGUUCGCUUUUCGUUGAAAAGGUACCGUAAUCUAAAAUCACUAUAUGUAUACUUCCUUAUGUAAAUAUUUGGAAUUGCUGGCUCUUUUACCAAUGAUGACUGCAAAGACAAUUAAUGUUUGAACGUUCAUAAGGGAAUGAGGAACUUGUAUCGCUUCUUUAAUUAUCUUGGAAAAGUGGCAGGUGCCAGUUAACAUAAUUUCUAAUAAUUAUGGAAAAUCAAAGUCAUCAUGGCCAAACUUACCAGACUCAUCAGUCUUUCUGGAAGAAGAGUACUCAUGCUGUACCAGGCAGACCAAGUCCAAAACAAGAUGGUAAGCAUGGUAAAAUGGGUGCUACAACACUCAUGUCUGGUAGUUCAACGAACGCAGUGUCCACGAGUGGAGGUAUGUCGAGCAGUAGCGGUGGAUCCACGUCUUUUCAAGACUUUCAAGAAAGUAUCGACGAUGCUUGGGAUUCGGGAGACGAUGAAUUCUGCACAGUUUCCGAUGUAAAGAUAUCGAAGCGGGUCAGUCAAUCGGCUGCGAUCAGUGUCAUUAAUAGUCAUCGGUCGAGAAAAUCCUGCUUAGACUCUGGGACAAAUUCGAAGCAGUCUCAACGAGUCCAAGAGAUCAUACCCGAAGAGAAAAAGACCGAAGCUCUCCAACGAUUAGCCGUUCAACCUUUGCACUUGCGGAAUGCCAAUUUGUCUAUGAAUUUGCAAAUGAACAACACUCAACAUUCCACAGACGACACAGACAUAAAAUACGGCAUUUCCCCACAGCACAGACCAACACUCCCAGGCAGGCCUCAGCCAUUAAGGCAAACAAAUGCCCCUACCAAAUUUUUUAUACCUUCUAAGGAACAAGAUGGUGAAAGUAAAGUAGAUAAAUUUCAAUCUCUCUUGGAAGCUUCUGUAUUAAACUUAGAUGAAUUAAGGCAGCUAUCUUGGUCAGGUGUGCCUGCAAGAUUACGUUCUGUCACAUGGAGGUUGUUGUCUGAGUAUUUGCCAGCUAAUAUAGAACGGAGGCAAAGCGUAUUAGAACGUAAACGACUCGAUUACUGGAAUUUAGUGAAACAGUAUUAUGAUACUGAACGAGAUGAAGGAUUCCAAGAUACAUAUCGUCAGAUUCACAUUGACAUUCCGAGAAUGUCUCCCCUUAUUUCGUUAUUUCAGCAAUCAACGGUACAAUUAAUCUUUGAAAGAAUACUCUAUAUAUGGGCCAUUCGUCAUCCUGCUUCUGGAUAUGUCCAAGGGAUGAAUGAUCUAGUGACACCUUUCUUUCUGGUAUUUUUGCAAGAAGCUGUUCCGGUGUCCGCAUGGCAAGACUUAGAAAAUUACGAUGUUGCUUCGUUACAGAAAGAGCAGAGGGACAUUAUAGAGGCAGAUAGCUUUUGGUGCUUGUCCAAAUUUCUCGACGGUAUACAAGAUAACUAUAUCUUUGCUCAAUUAGGCAUUCAGCACAAAGUGAUCCAGCUGAAGGAGCUUAUACAGAGAAUAGACGCGCCGUUGCAUCAGCAUCUUCAUAAACACGGUGUAGAUUAUUUGCAGUUCUCGUUUCGGUGGAUGAAUAAUUUGCUAACCAGGGAAAUCCCUCUUCAUUGCACGAUCCGUCUGUGGGACACUUAUCUGGCGGAAUCCGACAGAUUCGCUUCGUUUCAGUUGUACGUCUGUGCUGCGUUUCUUCUUCGUUGGAGGCGACAUCUGCUUUUGCAACCUGACUUUCAAGGACUGAUGUUAAUGCUACAAAACCUGCCUACUCAAAAUUGGACAGACUCAGAGAUAGGUGUAUUGGUUGCAGAAGCGUAUAAGUUGAAAUUCACGUUUGCCGAUGCCCCAAAUCAUCUGCAAGCACAUGAUACCAGGUGACCAUUUUGCAACGCGUCCAGAUAACGGUAUCGCAAUAGUGGCCAAAUGACUUUGGCACAAACGAUUUUGUGCUAAGUUGUUCCUCCUGUGUUAACGGUCGUCAUGUAUGUUAUACAAUUACAUGGUCCACGACCACCUUCGAUUGUUCUAAACCCGAUCAUUUUUGUAUCACACUCUCUCUUUGGUCAGAGAUCGCUCUGACGUAUUUUCGUUACGUUUUGCGGCGAUUCUACCAGUCUUUAUAAAUAUUAUUAUUAUUUUUACUUCUCUUUUUUUUUAAAUGGAAAAUAGAAUUAUUAAUAGACAUUUUACCGCCGUCUUUCGGCUUGCCAAAGACGUACGGGCAAGCUCUGAUACUUUGAAAUGCAACGUGAAUCGAUUGCCGUAAACGAUUCGCGUUAGGUUUGUAUAGUAUGUUUCGAAUUAUUAUACACAGAUAAUAUAUGUAUGUGUAUAAAUAUAUAUAUACAUACACAUAUAUACAAAAGUGAAAAAGGUUUUAUAAAUCAAAUGCGACUACGUGAUUGUUCUUUUAUGCGAACUGUAUACAAAAAUCCGGCAUGUACUCUAGCGAUAAGUUUCUCUUUCCCAGUAUGAACAUCUUUUCAUCAUAAUUCUAUAUCUUCACGCUGCUAUCACACUGUUACUUUUCCGCUUCGUAUAAGUAUAAUAUUUACCAUACAUAAGGGUAGCGUUUUCGUUUGAAUCCUGGUAUUUUAGACUUUUGGAAGGCGUGGAAAUCGCAUUGUUCGGAAACUGGAAUCUCGCGUCGAAACCUUGACGCAAUGUUUUGCCAUGCUUACGCAUUGCCAUAGUGUAUAGCGAGGAAGAAGGUUCUAAAUACCUUCGAGAAUAUCUGUAUGUUAAAUAUUCUUAGUUAUUUCGUAGCCGUCUCGCUGUAUGGUCGCGAGACAUGAUAUUUUAUUCGUUGUUAAAAAGAACGGAAGUAUACCUGUCGAUGAUUAACGUUUCGGGGAAGGACCAAUUAAAUGCUGUAUAAAUACAGAAAAGAAAUGAAAAAUGCGACAUGCGUAUAUAUCAACGUAGUUGAUAUAUAUACCGCGCAUUGUUACUUUGCUUUUCGGAUAAAAAUUCUUUCAGGCAAAUGUUUCAUUUUCAUUUGUCGACUUGAAUUAUUUCAUCGAAAAUUUGUACAAUAUCGAAAGGAAAAGAACGAGAGGCUGCGUAGCAUCGUUAACUAAUAAAAAGAGACUGGUUCUAUCUUACCCACACGUGUACAUCGUACUUGUCUCGGAUCAUUUCUAAAUAAAACUCUAACAGGAUACUA